This is a messenger RNA of Scleropages formosus (Asian bonytongue), 2670 nucleotides long. RefSeq names its product nudix (nucleoside diphosphate linked moiety X)-type motif 14 (gene nudt14). Gene Ontology annotation, biological process: nucleoside phosphate metabolic process; ribose phosphate metabolic process. Bases 450 to 1250 code for a protein of 266 amino acids. Gene Ontology annotation, molecular function: metal ion binding; UDP-sugar diphosphatase activity. The record is from RefSeq and is a predicted model, not a curated record. NCBI's taxonomy places the organism in Eukaryota, Metazoa, Chordata, Actinopteri, Osteoglossiformes, Osteoglossidae. The transcript is spliced from 5 exons.
UGUUUAUUUUGUAAAAGUUUUAAACGACUUGAGACAAAGCGAUUAAAGUCAGAAAAUUCAGCAAAAAUAAAUAAAGUGGUCCUACAGGACACUGACAGGAGACUGGCGAGGUCAUGUAGGGUUUUUAGAUUCCUCACACUACAGAAAAAAAGAACAUACUGUGUAUUUCAGGGCUUUUGGACUGGGAGGUCGUUAGAAUUUAGCUCUUGUUACUUGCCACACUGUCAGGUGUUGAAUAACACAUUUUGUGGCUGCAUGUUGUUGCCAAACAUCAUCUAUUUGGAAACAUCGAGGAAACGAAGGCGUCAGGCGAAAAGGGGGGACCGCGAACACGAGACGAGAAGCGCGCUCUCCACACUCAGGCUGUCCUCGAGACGCAUUCCGACGGUGCGCCUCUAUAGUGUCCUUUAUGGGAUCCCGUAGGCUCCUCUCCCCGCUCUCCUCCGUGGAUGCUCUGUUGGUGUGGGGACACCGGGCGGUGCGGCAGCCUUCUCUUAAUAAUGGAGCAGAUCAACAACAUCCAGGUGGUUCCGUGCACCAGCUCAGAUUACCUGAAGCCACUGAGGGUGCAUUACAGCCAGAAUGGAGCCAAGAAAUCCUGGGACUUCAUGAGAACCCAUGACAGCGUCUCCGUCCUCAUCUUCAACACCACCUGCCACUGCUUUAUCCUGGUCAAGCAGUUCCGCCCAGCGGUGUACAUGUGCGAGUGGGAGAAGAGCCAGUCGGCGCAGGCCAAGGAGAAAGCUGCCGAGGAGGACGAAGCAGAGCCAGAUGAAAAAGCUCCUGCAUCUGAUGCCGGGUCGGAUGACAAGGGCGAGGAGUCGGGCCAAACCGUCGACGUCCCCCCAGCUUCGGCCGGCGUGACCUACGAGCUGUGCGUGAGGCCCGUGGACAAGCCUGACCUUUCCCUCGAGGAUAUUGCCCGGCAAGAAGUGCUGCAGGAGUGCGGCUACGACGUCCCCGCCACCAAGCUGCGCAGGAUCACCUCCUACAGGUCGGGCGUGGGCGUCACGGGCGCCAAACAGACCCUGUUCUACGCCGAGGUGUCAGACGAGAACUGCGUGGGCGUGGGCGAAGGCGGCAACGAGGCGCAAGAGGGCGAGCUUGUCGAGGUGGUGAAGGUGCCGCUGCACGAGGCUAUGAACUUCGCAUAUGAUGAGAGCAUCCCCAAGACCAUGGGCGUCAUCUUCAGCUUUGUCUGGUUCCACAGCAACAUGGCGCCCAAGUACAAGAUCUCCACCAACGUUUAGCAUGCACAGCUCAGAUCAGACCCCGCCCUCUAUUCUGUCACGUAUGCUGCGCACUUUUCUUUCCUUUUAUUUCAAUGUCAGCAUUGAGUAGAUGUUGCGUAUUCCGUUUCCUUUACUGUAGUGACUUUCUUAGUGUGCAUCACUAUUAUUCCAUUCUCUCACUUGAUUUCAGGACUAAAACUGGAACUGUUAUUAUUUAUUAUAUUUGUGUAAUUUUUUUUUUUAUCACCGAUUGGGGUUCUAAUUGAGACAGACUCAUUAAGUGUAGAAAAAGGGUGUGAUGGAAGGGGAAGUUUGCCAUCAGCAUCAUGAAGUUUUGCUGUGGAAUUGGAGAUGGCCUUUGCAGAGAACGCCCAUAUCCCAGUAGGUCGCGUGGGGAGGAACACCACAUCCGUAAGUUUUAACUUAUAUACUGGUAGUCAAAACACGCUUUAGUUGUGCAGCCAGCCAGCAGCUGCCAGUGCUGAGACACUCACUGGGGCGCCAGGUCAGCAAGGUCCCGCAACAGUCUUAUGGGAGUGGCUCUUGCAACAAUCUCAGGUUCUACAGUUUCGAUGAAACAUUCAGGGAAAAUGUAAAAUUUACACCGCAUUCGCACCAUGUUAAAAGCCACUUUCUGCAGCAGAUGAUGUAGGCGCAGAAGACGUUUUGCUUUAGGUUCUUAUUUAGGAAAAGGACAUCAUCUCCACACAAAAUGCCGCGGAACUGAAUCUAGAAUGUGUCUGCUACUGCAGCUGAGACCACGUGAGUCGUGACACAUGCUGAAAUUAUUCUAAAAUUUUCACAGCCUGAAAAGUUCAACACCGUCGAGGUGCUGGCCUUGAGCGUUAUAACAUGUCACAACGGCAGCGCAGCAGCAGCAGCAGCGUGUCUCUGCCUUCGGAUGAACUUUAUUGCGUUUUGGCUCACGAUGGCAGUUGGGAAUUUAGCUUCAGGCCUGCCCCGUCCUCCGUUGUCGUUCGUUAAUGUCACCGGCUUCCUCGUGCAAAAAAAGUGUGAAAUUUCAGCAAUAAGAACUUUGUGGAACUGUGGUUCAUGAGGGUGUGUAUGAUACUGUGGGGAAGGAGAGGAGCAGGAAGAGAGCAGGCGGGUUUAUCCCUACAUGAGCGAGGGACACUGAACAGCUCACUACUUGAUUCGGUUUGUCUCACUUUACUCCCUUUGUCACUUUUAAGCAAAGCGACUUUUGGGACAGAAAUUUCUGUCUUGCAGUCAAAUAUGACGAUUAAUAUCUCGUCCUGUUCUAAAAGCUCUAUCGGAAUGGUUUUCACACUUGUCAGACAAGCACUUGUGAAACAUACAGGUGGGGCAGCUAGUGAUAUGUGCUGAAAUACAAAAUAUUUUGGAGAGAGACCAGAAGGAAGCUGUAGUGAAUAGAAUAAAAUGCAAACUUUUAGAAAGAAAGAAAAAAAAAAAAAAA